CCUCUCGACUCUCCGAGGCGGGCUGGAGGCGGAGGCUGGUGGAGACACCGCCUGGGCAACAGCGAGGGGGAGGGAGGAGCGGAGAGAGGGAGGGAGUCGUGGUCUGGGGCCGGCUUCUCCCUCUUUCCCUUGCAGCGCCGUCAUGGCUGCCGCUCUCCGUGCUGGCGCCUCCUCUCACGCCGCCCGCCUGGCUCUGCUGCUCGGCUGCCUCGUCUGGUGCGGGGCGCCCGCGCUGGCUGACGAGACGGAGGCGGCGAAGGAAGGGACAGGGACGGAGGUGGCGGCAGACGACAAGACGGACCCCCACGCGCGGCACCUCUACAGCGCCGAGAUGCUGCGCCAUGGCGCCCAGAACGCACCGCACUUCGUCAUGUUCUUCGCCCCGUGGUGCGGGCACUGUCAGCGUCUUCAGCCAACUUGGAAUGAACUUGCAGAUAAGUACAAUAACAUGGAAAAUCCACAGGCCUAUGUUGUGAAAGUGGAUUGCACUACAGAUACUCCACUCUGUUCUGAAUUUGGUGUCAGAGGAUACCCAACCCUAAAACUUCUGAGACCAGGCCAAGAAGCCGCAAAAUACCAGGGACCUAGAGACUUCCAGUCACUGGAGAACUGGAUGUUGCAGACACUAAAUGAGGAAUCUGCUGAACAAGAAUCUGAAUUGGAGCCUCCAAAAGCCCCUGAAUCAAAACAGGGCCUGUAUGAGCUCACGGCUGCUAAUUUCAAAAUGCAUGUAGCAGAAGGCAAUCACUUUAUCAAAUUCUUUGCCCCUUGGUGUGGCCAUUGCAAGGCAUUGGCUCCAACCUGGGAACAGCUGGGUCUGCUUCUUGAAAAUUCUGAAACUGUCAAGAUUGGCAAGGUGGACUGCACACAACAUAAUGAAAUCUGCUCAGCAAACCAAGUGCGUGGCUAUCCAACCCUCCUUUGGUUUAGAGAUGGAGAAAAGGCCGACCAGUAUAAAGGAAAGAGAGAUUUAGACUCCUUAAAGGAAUAUAUUGAUUCUCAGCUUAAAAACUCCAAAGAAGAUCCAGAUGAUCCUAAGCCGACCGAACCCCCAUUACCGCCUAUUGAAGUAGCUUCUGAAGAAGAGGGCAAGGUCCUUUCCCUCUCUGAAAAAGACUUUGAUCAACAUGUUUCUAAAGGGAUUACCUUCAUCAAAUUCUAUGCUCCAUGGUGUAGUCACUGUAAAAACCUGGCUCCCACUUGGGAGAACCUCUCAAAAAAGAACUUUCCAGUCCCAGUGGAUGUCAAGAUAGCAGAAGUAGACUGUACCACUGAACGCAAUGUCUGCAAUAGAUUUUCUGUGCGUGGCUACCCAACACUGAUGCUUUUCCGUGGUGGGGAAAAAGUGACCGAACACACUGGAGCAAGAGAUCUUGAUACACUUCAUAACUUUGUCCUGCGACAAGCAAAGGAUGAACUGUAAAAACAAACUUAUUGGGAUACUUCUGCCCUAGCUGUGUCCAGCCCAUUAAAUAUCGUGGGCAUGUUACUGGUUUUCCAAUAGUGGUUAUUUGGGAAACUGAAUGUACUAAAGCGUGGUAUCUUCUGUGCGUGUGUUUGUGUGUCCUAAAGCCUCACUGUGCUGGCCUUGAGGGUAGCUUACAACAAGUAGUCACUGUUCAGAUUGGGAAUAUAUUCAGUACUGGUUUUAUUAAUGAACUUCCUUUUGUCCUAGGAUGAAAAAGUAAAUGUUCUUUUGAGACUAAAAUAAGUGAGGAAAAGUUAAAAUUAUGGGGCAUGGUAAAUGAAAUUAUCUGCAGGUUAAACAAGUUAAAAAGCCUAACAAGUGUGUACAGCUUACAAGACCUGCACAUCAUGAUCUUAUUUUGUUUCACUGGUACAGCUCUAGUUUUAAAGCCAUUUCAUGUAGAUAGCUCGUUUAAAAAAAAAAAAAGUUAAAAGGAAGUUCAAAAAGAAAACACACGAACACACACUCUUUGGGAAGAUACCCUUGACUACUUUUGGAUGCUUGAUUCCUGUUCUAGUUUUCUCUCAUCAUGAGAGAUGUACAAAUCAUGGUACUCUAGUGUGUGCCUGGAGGUUAUCAAACCAUGGUAUUUGUCAGGUAGUUUUUGACAACUUGAAAGAACAGCCCUGUUCAGUCACUUGCAAGGAGAUUUGACCCCCUUCAUGCAGAAACAGUGUUCUUUUCAGUAAUCAGACAACCCUUUAAAGAUCUGGGUUAUGCUUCUUAUUUCCCUGCUUGGAACAGUAACUAGAGUCAUAUUAUUUUGAAUUACAUCAGGAUCUGUGGCUCAUCACUCACUAAUGAGCUGCUGAAUGAAAUACCUACUUUUUCAAAUGCUAUUCCCAAGUAAAACAAAGGAAACAAACUUACCUACAAAAUCCUUCCAAGUGAUCUGUAGUUUUGAGCAGAUUCUCUGCCUCUCCCUCUCACCCCUUUUAGUUUAGUCUCACCCCGUUUAGUUUAGUCACCCCUCACCCCAAGCAUAUGCUCCCUCACCCCUUUUAGUUUAGUCUCACCCCGUUCAGUUUAGUAUUCCAUGUGAGAGAUAGUAUCAAAGCCAAAGAAUUUCUAGUGCAGGUGAUAGAAGCUGAAUCUAAAGUAGCAAACUAGAUGCUAAACUUUUUUUCUAGUUUGUAUAAAAACGUUUAUUGCCAUUUGGAAGAAAAGCUGCAGGUUCGAAUGUAUGCAAAUACUGGCUGUCAUACUGUACAACGUUAUGCACACAGUGGAACAUAACAUUUUUGCAAGUGUAAAAAUGUCACAGAGUUGCGCAACAGUGAAACCAUUUUAUAUAAUAGCUUCACUGUCGUCAUAUACUGCAGUACAGUAUGUCAGCCACUAAUUCGUAGAAAUAUGUUAUUGCCAUGUGUCUGUCUCAGAUGGAAAGAUGCAGCUUUUAUUAGCCAUGUCUUCUAGGCCUGUGGGUUAGAAUGUCCAAUUCCAAUAAACAUGUACAACCAUCUUUGGUGCCACAUGGAGGUGGGCAUUCUCAGUGCAGCCAGUUCCAUACAGUUACCUGCCAUUUCUGGCACCAGGGAAGCCUCUUCUACAGAACUGGAGCCCACGGGGAUGUCAGGAAGGUGCACAGGGACAGCGGGGAAGUGGAAUUCCUCUCAGCACUUUCCCCUUGGGAAACCUGAUGGCCCCCUCUCCCACUGCUAGAAAUGGCCAUACUGUGCUGUAUGCCAGGUGGCUUUGAUAAGUGGUGGUAUACAUUUAUCAGAAUUGGACAUUCCAUUACACAGGCCAAAUGUCUCCAUUUUAUUCUGCACUGUAACAUGUCUUUUCUGUCAAAGACCAGGGAGUUUGUCCAACACAAAUUGGGGGGGGGGGUGGGACCCAAGGAAGGUGAGAAGUCUCCCGAAAGGGCUCAUAGCAUAUGGCAGAUGUACCAGAGCCACACACAAGUCUCUGCCUUAAAGGGAGCCUUUAUUCGUGAUGACUUUUAAACCUUCUACUGAAGCACAAUCUCAUGAGCAGGCUGAGCUUUGACUCAUGAGCUUCUUGUACAAAAUCAAGUGGUACAAUUGUUUACACACAUACUUUCUGAAUAAAAUCUUUUUUUAAAAAAAAA
This is a messenger RNA of Hemicordylus capensis (graceful crag lizard), 3542 nucleotides long. It is a transcript of the gene TXNDC5, whose product is annotated as thioredoxin domain containing 5. Gene Ontology annotation, biological process: protein folding. The transcript is spliced from 10 exons. Gene Ontology annotation, molecular function: protein disulfide isomerase activity. Gene Ontology annotation, cellular component: endoplasmic reticulum. NCBI's taxonomy places the organism in Eukaryota, Metazoa, Chordata, Lepidosauria, Squamata, Cordylidae. The record is from RefSeq and is a predicted model, not a curated record. Bases 143 to 1423 code for a protein of 426 amino acids.